AUGGGACGACAACGCAAAGACAGUGGCGGUGAUGAGCGGUCCCUCCAGAAGUGGAAGGGCUAUCCGGAUGAGGAGAACACAUUCGAGGAGAAGCGCCGCAAAGACAAGGCGGGCGGUGCUGGAGGUGCGGGCACUUCCACUUCCACUCCGGAGCCGACCGCCAGUUCCCGUCGCAGGACGGACUCCAAGGAUGAGACGCCGGUCGUGGCGGACAAGCGGUCGCGUCGCGCGACUCCCAGACGGCCCGCGAAGGAUAAGUCGCUCGAAGAGCACUUCGACUCAGCCAUGAAGAAGCCGAGGGGAGGCUUCGAGAGGGGCCUCCGUCCCGAUCGCAUACUCGGCGCCACCGACGCCUCCGGGGAACUCAUGUUUCUCAUGAAGUGGUUGGACUCGGAUGAGGCGGAUUUGGUGCCCGCGAAGAUGGCUAAUGUGAAGUGCCCGCAGAUCGUCAUCAAGUUCUAUGAGGACAGCCUUACAUGGCCCUCAAACGCCGAAGAGCUGAACGCCAAAGAAUCUCAUUUGGAACCAAUGAAUGGCGAAGAAUCGAAACCCGAUAUAAUAUUAGAGAAUCAGAUUCAACCGGAUUUCUAUUCACAAGAAACUCAACAAAACUUCGAGUUUGAGGAACCGAUAAAGACAUCGAAAGGCAUUGAUUUGAUGGCAGAUAUUGAGUCAAAUGACUUCAAUCCUCCAAUGAUUUAAUGUCUUAAGAAUCUGUACCACAAGUGUCACAAUUUGGCGCUCA
Molecule: messenger RNA, 745 nt
Organism: Oppiella nova
Lineage: Eukaryota; Metazoa; Arthropoda; Arachnida; Sarcoptiformes; Oppiidae
Source: the annotation of a GenBank genome assembly